UGAGCAUGCGCCGGAAGUGUGGAGAAGCGUUCGGCAUGACUUUCCGUCUGGAGCAGGAGGCCGCGGAUCGAUCAGAGAAUAUGCAGUUUUUAGAGGCAUAAUAGCGUGUUUAUCUCAUGACAGGACCGCGCAGCUUCGCUUGAGGCCGCUGGAUGGAGAAACCGCAAAUAUGGCGAGCUAACCGGGUUAUGCAGGAGAGGAGCGAGUGUGUGUGCGACGUGUGAUUUUUGUGUGUGAGGUCAUCGGCCGCAAUGAUGCAACAAAAGCGCAACAUUCGGAUCAUCGAAUGGGAGGAUCUGGACAAGAGGAAGUUCUACUCACUGGGCGUCUUCAUGACCAUGACCACACGGGCCACCGUCUACCCAUUCACCCUGAUCCGCACCAGACUUCAGGUCCAGAAGGGAAAGUCGCUCUAUAACGGCACCUUCGACGCCUUCUUUAAGAUUCUGAAGGCCGAGGGGGCGCGUGGCCUCUACCGAGGGUUCAUGGUCAACUCGUUCACACUGAUCUCAGGUCAGGCCUACAUCACUACCUAUGAGUUGGUAAGGAAAUACGUGUCCUGUUACUCGUCCAAUAACACGGUCAAGUCUCUGGUGGCGGGCGGAGCGGCGUCACUGGUGGCCCAAAGCAUCACGGUGCCCAUCGACGUGGUGUCCCAGCAGCUGAUGGUGCAAGGUCAGGGGUGUCAGCUCACACGCUUUAAACUCAAGCCCAAGAUGGCAGUGGCCACGUCCAAACAUAAAGUCACAUUUGGUCAGACUAGAGACAUUGUGGUUCAAAUUUUUCACGCGGAUGGAUUUCGGGGGUUUUAUCGUGGAUAUGUGGCGUCGCUGCUCACCUACAUACCCAACAGCGCUGUCUGGUGGCCCUUUUAUCACUUUUAUGCAGAGCAGCUCUCCAAACUGGCCCCGGCUGACUGUCCGCACCUCCUCCUGCAGGCCGUGGCGGGACCGAUGGCUGCAGCUACAGCCUCCACCCUGACCAACCCCAUGGACGUGGUCCGAGCCAGAGUACAGGUUGAAGGUCGUUCGUCUGUGAUCGAGACGUUUAAGCAGCUCAUGGCUGAAGAGGGUGUGUGGGGUCUCACGAAGGGUCUGUCCGCACGCAUCAUUUCCUCCAUGCCCACGUCUGUCAUGAUCGUCAUAGGUUACGAGACACUAAAGAGACUCAGUCUGCGCCCUGAACUGGUGGACAGCAGACACUGGUGAAAACACUCACCUGACGCUAUACCUCAGCCUUUUAAACAGAUGCCUUUUAUUAUUUUCACAUUUUAUGAGGACCAGGCAAAAAGUGAUGCUCAAAUGUGAAGAUAUGUAUUUCCUUUCUCCCUUUUUUGUGGAUUUUGUAUAUUUUGUAACCUUUAAUCUGUUCCCGUGAACUCCGGCCCAUACUAGUAUUUUGUAACGAGACGUCAUGGAACUCCUUAUUUGUCUUUUUCGCUUGGUAUGUGUUUGUUUAUCAGAGGUUUUAAAGUGAAAAAAUACUUUGAAAUGGUGAAUUUGACUCUUUCUUGUGAAUCUCAUGCAGUGCCCUUCACUUCAUUUGACAGGAAGUGAGAUCAUCAAAUCUGUUACAUGCUAGAAAUAAUGAGAACAUGGCUGGAUCUGUCUGAAAGCUUCGGAGGCAAGUCCGAAUCCAAUGUUAGCUUCACUUCCUGUCUCCUGAGAUAUCUUUCUGAUUUUUGAAGGCAGCAUAGAUGUAUCCUUCGCUGCCUUUGAUAUCCCAUAAUCAUUUGCUUUCCAUUCUGUGACAGUUGAGCUAAAAAUAAAUAAAGAUGGCGCCUGAAAUUUGCCGUUGGUGGUCAGUUUGUGUGAAAAUAUUACGUUUUGACCAACGUUUUCCACUUCUGAUGUCAUUUCUAGCAAGAAUUACUAUUGCUUGCUCUAUUUUGCUGUAAGUUAGAUCGUUAACCGUUACUCUGCCUCAGAAAUCAGUUUCGUGAGGUAACUUCGUACGCAAACGCUGCCCAAAAAGUCAUUGCAGCGAGGCAACAAGUCAGUUUCCUACGUUUUCGGAUCUAAAAACGCGUUUUUUAAAAAGUUGGACUACUUCUAACUUCAGCGCCGCGUUUUUAAAAUGCCGCGUCAUGCGCGAGACGCUGCAAAAGACCGCGAGAUGAGAGCGCGAAGACCUCCAUCUGCCGUCUUUAGAAAUGGAAAAAUGCGUUGUGUAAACGGCCCCUAAAUGCUCUUAUUUACCUAUUAACGAGGUUAUUAACAUUGUUUGGAUAAGUACAUUUACUCUCACUGUGUUCUGAAAUAGAUAAUAUUCUCUAUUUUAUCGCUUGGUUUACAUAUUAACCGUCACUUUUUGAUAUUUUUAACUGUUUCCAUCAGACGCUUGAAUAAUGUGUGAACGUUUCUUUGACUGUUCAAAGCUCACGAAUAUUUAAUGAGGCCAGAAAUGACUAAACGUGUUGCUGUAACAUAUUCAUAGUUAUAUUAAAAUAGGGCAAUUCAUGCCUGUAAAGAUUGUUUAUAAUAAAUACAAAUUUACUAAUUAUAUAUUAAAUAGUUUUUGGCUUUAAACUGCUCUUUGUGUGCAGUCAUUAUACAAUUAUUGUUAAAAUCUUUAUCCAUUGCUGGAAAAACCAUGUAAAUUAAUUUGUGGACCCAGGGUUAAACAGCAAGUGAAAAGCCUUGUGAGAAAACUUAGUACUGAAUGAAAAUUCAGCCUUUGGACUGUCAUAUUUUGUCUGUCUUUAUCUUGCCUUGUCUUUAACCUUCAGAAAAACAGUGUGUUGGGGCCAAAGCUUUUACAGUUGAAAUGUUUUAUAAAUGUGCUUCAUGUGUUUAAAAUAACUGCCAUAGUGGGUUUUGUCUGUAAGAUUGUUUUGUAACUGAAUCUGUCACAAUCAGGUGUGAAUUAAAUGAACCGCACAAGAACCGUUUGGGAUUUUUUGCUAGUGUAGAUCACAAACACUCUAAAUGGUUCAAUGGUCAAGUUCUGCUCUGGAUCUUUAUAUAUUAUAACUUAUUUUUACAUGUCUGCUACAAUACAGUAAAAAAAUAAAUUGUUACAAUGGUGGUGCAGUAACAUUUGGUGGCCAGUAGAGGGCGAGAAGUGACCAGAACAGCCAUGUUUGCACUCAAGUCAUGUGUAUAAAAAAAAAAAAAGCUGGAAAUAUCAGGAAAUUUUAACAUUUUGAUUUUAAAGUCAUAAAAAAUGAAGCAAUUAAACUCUGAAAUGAAUAUAAAUCUCAUGCUUCUUACUAAAAAUGUCAUGGAAUGUCAUCUGUCAACAAGAUUUUAGAAAAAAAAAACAUGUUUAUUUGUAUCACCAUACACAGAUGUUGACGUUGCAAUGAAACCAUGAAAUAAAAAAAUCAUUUGCAUGCA
Ctenopharyngodon idella (grass carp) is the source of this 3338-nucleotide messenger RNA. RefSeq names its product solute carrier family 25 member 44a (gene slc25a44a). Gene Ontology annotation, biological process: branched-chain amino acid catabolic process; transmembrane transport. The record is from RefSeq and is a predicted model, not a curated record. Lineage: Eukaryota; Metazoa; Chordata; Actinopteri; Cypriniformes; Xenocyprididae. The coding region runs from base 252 to 1208 and encodes 318 amino acids. The transcript has 4 exons. Gene Ontology annotation, cellular component: mitochondrion. Gene Ontology annotation, molecular function: branched-chain amino acid transmembrane transporter activity.